This is a messenger RNA of Trachymyrmex septentrionalis, 306 nucleotides long. Its product is annotated as polyadenylate-binding protein-like. The record is from RefSeq and is a predicted model, not a curated record. Bases 1 to 306 code for a protein of 101 amino acids. The transcript has a single exon. Lineage: Eukaryota; Metazoa; Arthropoda; Insecta; Hymenoptera; Formicidae. Gene Ontology annotation, molecular function: RNA binding.
AUGUAUAUGAUGAAUCCCGCGCAGAAUUCGCAAAAUAUGCAGCUUGAUUUAUCAACAUUUUUUCAAUUGUCACGGAAGAAACAAAGACGGAUACUGGGGCAGCAUUUAUAUCCGAUGGUUUAUAGUAUAUACCCGAAUUUUAUGCCUCACAAGCUCACGGAUAUCCUACUGGAUAUAAAUUCUACUGGACUAUUGGUUUCUAUGCUAAAUGAUCUGGAGUUGUUCCAUCUCAAACUCAAGGAUGCUGUCAACGUGCUUCAAACUUAUUAUGCUAUGGUGAAAAGUACCAUUGAGGAAUCACAAUGA